Messenger RNA from Staurois parvus, 633 nucleotides. The record is from the annotation of a GenBank genome assembly. Lineage: Eukaryota; Metazoa; Chordata; Amphibia; Anura; Ranidae.
AAGUGUCCGGACUGGAAGGGGGGUGAAAAGUGUCCGGACUGGAAGGGGGGUAAAAGUGUCCGGACUGGAAGGGGGGUAAAAGUGUCCGGACUGGAAGGGGGGUUAAAGUGUCCGGACUGGAAGGGGGGUAAAAGUGUCCGGACAGGAAGGGGGGUAAAAGUGUCCGGACAGGAAGGGGUGAAAGUGUCCGGACUGGAAGGCGGGGAAAGCGUCCGGACUGGAAGGCGGGGGAAAGCGUCCGGACUGGAAGGCGGGGGAAAGCGUCCGGACUGGAAGGCGGGGGGAAAGCGUCCGGACUGGAAGGCGGGGGGAAAGCGUCCGGACUGGAAGGCGGGGAAAAAGCGUCCGGACUGGAAGGCGGGGAAAAAGCGUCCGGACUGGAAGGCGGGGGGGGAAAGCGUCCGGACUGGAAGGCGGGGGGGAAAGCGUCCGGACUGGAAGGCGGGGGGGAAAGCGUCCGGACUGGAAGGCGGGGGGGAAAGCGUCCGGACUGGAAGGCGGGGGGGAAAGCGUCCGGACUGGAAGGCGGGGGGGAAAGCGUCCGGACUGGAAGGCGGGGGGGGAAAAGCGUCCGGACUGGAAGGCGGGGGGGAAAGCGUCCGGACUGGAAGGCGGGGGGGGAAAGCGUCCGGA